Messenger RNA from Clupea harengus (Atlantic herring), 1881 nucleotides. RefSeq names its product glycolipid transfer protein b (gene gltpb). Gene Ontology annotation, molecular function: ceramide 1-phosphate transfer activity; ceramide 1-phosphate binding. The record is from RefSeq and is a predicted model, not a curated record. NCBI's taxonomy places the organism in Eukaryota, Metazoa, Chordata, Actinopteri, Clupeiformes, Clupeidae. Gene Ontology annotation, biological process: intermembrane lipid transfer; ceramide transport. Gene Ontology annotation, cellular component: cytoplasm; cytosol; membrane.
UGUUGAAUAUUCUGCUUUACUCCACGGUCGUCUCUUGGCUGCAGUGUCUCAAGUUUAGAAGUUGUGAUGCGGGGGGUAGUUCCGGGUUGAUCCUUUCUUAUGUAGACUACUACAUAUAUUUGCACACAGAAUGGCUCUGUUAAUGGAUCACCAGUUCGUUCCCUUGCCGGAGAGCAAAGAGGUGGCCACGAAGACGUUUUUGGAUUCCGUGUCUUAUAUUCCGCCUUUCUUUGACUGUCUUGGAUCUAAAGUUUUUGGCCCAGUCAAAUCGGACAUCAGUGGUAACAUAACUAAAAUCAAGGCGAUUUAUGACUCGGACCCUGAAAAGUAUGGGACCCUGCAGGACAUACUGAUGACUGAAAAGGUCAAGUAUGGUGCUGAAUGGCCUAAAGCAGGGGCCACACUUGCCCUGAUGUGGCUCAAGAGGGGUUUGCGCUUCAUACAGCUUAUGCUUCAGAGCCUUGCAGACGGGGAGAAGGAUGAGAACAACCCUAACUUGAUUCGCUUUAACAUCACCAAGGCUUAUGAGCAGGCGCUGAAGAGAUACCAUGGCUGGCUGGUUCAGAAGAUCUUCAAGGCUGCGCUGAUCGCUGCACCUUAUAAAUCCGACUUCCUGAAGGCGCUGUCCAAAGGUGAGGAGGUCACAGAAGAGGACUGCCUGGCGCAAGUACGCCAGUUUUUAGUCAACUUCACCGCCACCAUCGACGCCAUCUUUGAAAUGUUCAUCGCUCUGAACGCCGAGCUGGACUACUCGGUUUGAGAAACGUCUUCACCCUUCCUCUUCUUCCAAAACAACCUCUUGAAUGCUGUGUAACCAUCUUUGUUCACUAGACCAUUCAGACCAUUAGGCCCAUGCCUAAAAUGGGAUUGGUGGGAACAGUCCUUGGAAUUAAAAGGAGAGACCGUGCCACUCUAUGAAGGCAUAAGAAACUGUUUGACCUUUGAAGAGGUCAGCAAUACACUGCAGGAAUCGACAUCCUUAGAUUGGGCUGUCCUUAUUACUCAGUGUUUUAAUACACAUUUAAUUUCAGUGUGCGAUUUAUCUUUUGAAAAUGAUGACUUGAGUAAAUCUCGAGUAAUCUUUCCUCAAAUCCUCAGGAGAUCUGUAAAUUCAGGACAUUAGUAAAUUGGCGAUGGAGGGAUAAGAAUGUUUUAUUUUGAGUAAUGUUUUGCAUGGCUACUUCUUGAAAAUGUGGCAUCCGUGAUGUGUUUUCCUAAUGCUGUAUUUUACUUAAAGAAAAGAAAAAAACAUCAUUAAACUUAAACUGAUGUUUUUUUUUUACCUUUUUCAUGUCACUGUUGAAGAAAAUGACAGAUACAUCACUGCUUAAACUGUAGUAUUUGUGAUCGCAUUAGUCCCAAGCAUGUUACCUGAAAUAAGCUGGGAACUUUUGAACAUGCCAGUUUUUACAGCAUGGCUACAAAAGACCCAGUCUGGUUUUUAUCUCUACCUAUUACCUGCUGUUGCCUUUGGGUGCAGUCAUUCGUGUUCUAUAAAACACCUUUACUGUUUUACUCUGAAAACAGAGUGACCUCUUUUUGCUAAAAAGUUGGGUACACAUUAGGUACAUCAGCUAUUAAACUAUGCAGUGUUGUCAACAUCCUUUUGUGUAUGUGACUACUCUUUUUGGGAGCAUUCAAAGUGAUUUAAUUACUAUUCCAUGGCUUUGUGCUUUUCACUCUGCAACCUGUAGAUGGAGCUGGUUAGCUAUCAAUGAGAACUCAAAAGGGAUGGGAAAAUCUUGCUCUGACUCGAAUUAUUUGUGGUUACUGAUUUAUUUUUUAUGUUGUUAAAUACAAUUGUCUAUUAAUUCAGUUGUAUAUUAAUUCAGGUCUUUUUUCUCUAUGUAGGUGCUUGUCAAAUUAAAAGCUCUUCUAGAC